Coccinella septempunctata (seven-spotted ladybird) is the source of this 2026-nucleotide messenger RNA. RefSeq names its product innexin shaking-B. The transcript is spliced from 3 exons. Gene Ontology annotation, cellular component: plasma membrane; gap junction. NCBI's taxonomy places the organism in Eukaryota, Metazoa, Arthropoda, Insecta, Coleoptera, Coccinellidae. The record is from RefSeq and is a predicted model, not a curated record. Gene Ontology annotation, molecular function: gap junction channel activity. The coding region runs from base 165 to 1277 and encodes 370 amino acids.
AAACACGGCAAAUUCUCAAACAGUCCGCGGUCGUCACCGCCGUCAAGACGCCCCGUACCGACGCUGACCCACGUGGAUAAGAUGCGAGAAAAAAAUUUUCAUGCGGGCAGCGGUCUACGUGUGGAAUAGGCCGCCUUUUCCUUAAAACUCUGUGUUCGUCAACAAUGCUGGAUAUCUUCCGUGGUCUCAAGUCGCUGAUAAGAGUGAGCCACAUACACAUAGACUCUCCCGUGUUCCGUUUACACUAUUCUCUGACCGUCCUCAUCCUGAUAGCCUUCAGUCUGAUCGUGACGACCAGGCAGUACGUGGGUAAUCCCAUAGAUUGCAUCCAUACCAAGGACAUACCCGAAGACGUCCUCAACACCUACUGCUGGAUCCACUCCACCUUCACCCUCGUGGAACCUACCCAAUCUCCAGGCAGAAGGGCUGGUUAUCCGGGAGUCAGCACCACGACCCAAGACAAGGAGAAGAAGCUGUACAGAUACUACCAAUGGGUCUGCUUCUGUUUGUUUUUCCAAGCUAUCCUCUUCUACACUCCAAGGUGGCUCUGGAAAUCAUGGGAAGGGGGCAAAAUUCACGCACUGAUGAUGGAUCUGGACGUUGGGGUGUGUUCGGAAAUAGAAAAGAAGCAAAAGAAGAAGCUCAUGAUAGACUAUCUCUGGGAGAAUCUUAGAUACAACAAUUGGUACGCCUACAAGUAUUAUUUUUGUGAGGUCUUGGCCUUGAUAAACGUUAUAGGCCAAAUGUUCCUGAUGGACAAGUUCUUCGAUGGCGCCUUCCUGACCUACGGACUGAGGGUGAUCGAAUUUUUGAACAGCGACGACGAGGAUCGCGCCGAUCCGAUGGUCGAAAUUUUCCCGAGGAUGACCAAGUGCACUUUUCGAAAGUUCGGUGUGUCGGGCGACCUCGAAAAACACGAUUCGCUAUGCAUAUUGCCGCUGAACGUGGUCAACGAGAAGAUUUACAUUUUUCUAUGGUUCUGGUUCAUCAUCUUGACCGUCCUCACCGUGCUGGUGCUCGUUUUCAGGGUGAUGAUUAUUUUCUCGCCGAGGAUGCGGGUGUACCUGCUCAGGAUGCGGUACAGGUUGAUCAGAAGCGACGCUGUCGAUUUGAUAGUGCGACGCAGCAAAAUGGGAGAUUGGUUUCUGUUUUACAUGCUCGGCGAGAAUGUGGACUCCGUCAUUUUUCGCGAUGUGCUGCACGAACUGGCCAACAAGUUGGCACGGCACAAUUUUCAUCAUAUAUCGGGUUUCAAAGGCGACAUGACAGAACCUUAACAUAGAAUAUUUCUCGAGAACUAGGUGAAUUUUUAUGGUCCAAUAUAAACCAUGAACGAUCGAUUCUAUGGUCAACCCAUAGAAUAAAUUCUCAAUCGAUACCCGUAAACAGAGAACUCGAAAACGUGGAUACAUUCGAUCGAAUUUUGUAACUUUUAUUACGAAUUUUCACGUUAUAUGUGGUGCAAAACAUUGUCAGACCUUACUCUGAAUAUCUUUGCUUCGAGAGAAUUGAACAAAUUGACAGUUUUAGAAGUAUUUUGUACAAUAUCGUGUAAGUGUUGGAUAUUAUACACCCAGAGUGCAAGUUUUCCAAGAUUACGAGCAACCUUGUGAUUUUGGCUGAUUUAGAAAUUGCUUUUUGUCCGACGUUCGGAAGUUACCAAACAUCGCGAAACUGAAUUUUUCCAAGAAAUAUUUAUCCAACUUGUAUUCUGUUAUUCCAUAAUGAAAAAUAGCAUUAUCAUUUUAUUCAGUAAAAAACUAUUUCAUAUUAGAGCUUAAAAUGACAAUAAAAUACACCAUAAAUAUCUCAAAAUAUCAACAUUAUCAAUCAUAACAAUAAAAAAUUCAAUUCAGUGAACGAAACACUGCCUUGUAUAGCACCUAUAAAUUAUUAAUUUUCCAUUUUGUUACAGCUACUUCUCGUCCUUUUUCCAUAUCUUUGUGAUGUAAGUUAUCAAUAAAGACAAAAAUAUGUAAAAUACUUUUAUGAAAUUUUAUAUUUUAAUAAACGUUUUUCACUCUUA